Messenger RNA from Saccostrea echinata, 4104 nucleotides. RefSeq lists its product as uncharacterized. The record is from RefSeq and is a predicted model, not a curated record. Lineage: Eukaryota; Metazoa; Mollusca; Bivalvia; Ostreida; Ostreidae. The transcript has 5 exons. Bases 1 to 4104 code for a protein of 1367 amino acids.
AUGUGUGCCAAGAAAAUCAGAGAGUGCAAACAAAAACAAGAGAAGAACAGAAAGUCUAAGAAAUCAUCUCAAAACAUUGCACAGUCAACAGCAAAACAUCCACAAGACCAAAUUCAUCCAGUUUCAGAUUCAAGUAGCAACAGUGACUACAUUGUCAUCAAUAGUGAACUGAAUCCUCAUGCUAAGACAUUUAUCCCAAAUUCACCUAGCGACGCACCACCAACAUCUGUGCAGAGUCAAAUGGUGAAGAGGACUCUCAAGAUUCACCAGAACAUGCUGGGAGUAUUGAUGAUGCAAACAGUGACAGCAGUAGUAACAGUUAUGAUGCCUCGUAAGAAGUACUGGAAGAAGAGCACUUCCAAGAAAGAGUUACAGACUGACAAGACUGAGGAGACUGGCCUCAUGAAAAACAGUAAAACAGUGUCUGACCUGGACUUCACUGAGGAGACUGGCCUCUUUAAAAACAGUAAAACAAUGUCUGACAUUAGAAUGACUGAGGAGACUGGCCUCGUGAAAAACAGUAAAACCAAUGUUGACCCUGAGGAGCCUGCCCUCAGCUUCCCAGAAAAUGAUCAGUUGCAGAAAAAGUUUUACAGAAUGGAUGAAAACCUACCAUCAACAAUAAAACCAAACUCUCAAAUUGAAUCCAGGAAAACAUAUAUGAGAGAAUACAUGAAGAAAAAGAGACAGAAUGAAGAAUUCAAACAUGUUGAAAGAAACAAAGAUGCCAAGGCCAAACAUAUGAAAAGACAAGAUGAUGAUGUAAGAAAUAAAAAAAAUCAAAGGGAAACUGCAAGAAAAGUGAAAAGACAGAAUGUUGAAGUAAAAGACAAAGAAAACAAGAGGGAAACAACUGCAAGAACAAUGAAAAGACAAAAUGAAAUGCUGAACAAUAAACAAAGGAAACAAGAUAAAAGAAUAGAUGAAGAAUACUGUAACAAAGAAAGUGAAAGAAAUAGGCAAAGACAGUUUGGAAUACACAUACAGGAUUGCAUCAUCAAUUUUCAUGAAAAGAUAAAACAUGGUCCAGUUUUUGUAUGCUCAUGUUGUCAUCAAACAUGGUUCAAAGAAAGUGUUUUAAAAGUGCAAAACACAAAUUUGGAUGACUUAAGUAAAAUCAAAUAUCUUACUGGUAUUAUUUCUGUUGGAAAUGCAGAGUGGAUUUGCAAUACUUGCUAUUCAUCAAUUAGAGAAGGAAAAGUACCCAAGCUGUCUGUUCUAAAUGGUAUGAUAUGGCCACCUAAGCCAAGAGAAUUGAAUUUGUUUCCAUUAGAAGAAAGACUAAUAUCACUUAGAAUUCCUUUCAUGCAAAUUAGAGAGUUACCAAGGGGUGGACAAUAUUCUGUGAAAGGAAAUGUUGUGAAUGUUCCUGUGGAUAUUCAACCUACGGUAAAUAGCUUGCCUAGAAAGAUGGAUGAAAAUAUCACAGUUCCUGUUAAGUUAAAGAAAAGGCUUUGUUACCAAAAAUGUGAUUAUCAUGAAAAUGUACGACCAGCAAAAGUACUGAUGGCAUUACAUUGGCUUUUGAACAACAGUGACUUCUAUAAGAAUGCAAACAUUAAUGUUGAUGAAAAUUGGUUUCAAGAAAUCACAUCUUCAGCAAAUGAAAUCAUUCAAGAAUUAGUUCAAACACAGACAAGAAGAGAUCAAAAUAUUGAUAAUAUUGAGACAGAUUAUGAUGAUGAUGAAUUCUGUGAAGUAGAUGGAGUUGGUAGGGAUGGUAAUUGUGAUACUCUGUUAGAUGACGCUUCUCGAGAUAUGAAUCAGAUAUACACCUUUGCUCCAGGAGAAGGACAACGGCCCAUUAGUUUAUAUCAAGAUCCCACUGCAGAAUAUUUAUCAUUUCCAAGAAUAUUUUGUGGAAAGGGAAGAUUACAAGAUGAUGAAAGACAAGUUCAUGUUUCGUAUGCAGAUAUAGCUAAAUGGGAAUUGAGAAGUGUUGAUAGACGUGCUGCCCAGUCUGUUCCAAAUUUGUUUUUCAAGUUGAAAAAAAUACAAAUGAAGCAAGUUACAGACAAGUGCAACCUGGCUCUUAGGAAAUGCAAAACCAAAGGAAAAUCCAUGACAGCAAAUGAAAUGAAAAAUCUUGAAAAUGUGAGUAAUCUUAUUAGACACAAUGAAGGUUUCUUUGUCUUUAGACAGUUACGAAAUUCACCUGCAUAUCUUGAGACUAGAAAAAAAGAUGUAUUUGCUAUGAUCAGACAGCUAGGUUUACCAACAUGGUUUAUAUCACUGUCUGCAGCUGAUACAAGAUGGAAUGAUCUCAUCAGAGCACUUGGAGUGUUAAAUGAUGGAAAAGAAUACACUGAUGAAGAAAUUGAUAACAUGUCAUGGUUUGAAAAAUCAAAAUUGGUACAAAAGGAUCCUAUCACAUGCACUAGGUACUUUGAUCAUAGGUUCCGUAUGUUUGUGAACUUGGUGUUGAGGAGUGACCACCAUCCAAUUGGCUUUGUAAAAGACUUCUUUUAUAGAAUUGAAUUUCAGCAAAGAGGGUCACCACAUGUUCAUAUGAUAGUUUGGAUAGAAAAUGCACCAAAAUAUCAUGAAAAUAAUGAAAAGGAGAUAGUAAAUUAUGUAGAUAAAUACCUCAAAUGUGAAAAGAAUGAAGAGGAUGAUUUGACAGGCUUACAAGUACACAAACACUCACAAACAUGCAAAAAGAGAGGUAAAGCUGUAUGCAGAUUUGGCUUUCCCCUUCCUCCUCUUGAAGAGACUUUGAUUUUGGAGCCACUAGAGUGUAAUGUUGACAAAUACAGGGAAAUGUAUGAAGAAAUUCAAAAACAGCUAAAUGAUAUGAAAAAUGGAUGUGAUUUGUCCUACAAGGAACUCCUGAGCACAGUACUAAAGAUAUCUGAGGAAGAUUACAUUAAAUGCAUUAGAAGUUCACUGAGAGGUCCAAAGGUUUUUCUAAAGAGAAGGCCAUGUGAUAUGAGGGUAAACUCAUACAACAGUGUUGUUCUUGAUGCUUGGAAAGCUAACAUUGAUAUUCAGUAUAUUUUGGACCCAUAUGCAUGUGCAAUGUAUAUUGUUUCAUAUAUAAGUAAAUCUCAAAGAGGGAUGAGCGAUUUACUUAACAGAGCUGCAAAGGAGGCUAGAGAAGGAAAUCUUGACAUAAAAAGACAGAUACGUCAUAUUGGAAAUCAUUUUCUCAACAGUGUAGAAGUUGGAGCACAAGAAGCAGCAUAUUUAGUAUUACAAAUGCCAAUGACGAAGGCAUCAAGAGAUGUUGUUUUUAUCAACACAAGUCCAUCAGAUGAUCGAGUAAUUCUCAUCAAAACAGAUGCUGAAUUGGAAAAGUUGACACCAAAUUCAACAGAUGUGGAAUGCAGCAAUGUUAUUAAACGGUAUGCAAAACGCCCAAAACAACUUGAGAACUGGUGUUUAGCUGAUUAUGUAUCACAACUAGAUGUUGUUUUCCCUAAAGAUAAUGAACAAGAGUUCACUGAAAAUGAAGUGAAUGAUGAUGAUGAUCAGGACAACAAAUCACAUGAUGAAGAUGAAUCAGAUCUUGAUUUCGGUGAAACUGAUACACUUGUUACUCUGAGAAAUGGCAUAAAGAUAAGACGACGAAAAGUACCCAGGGUAAUUAGAUAUGUGCGGUUUAGUAUCAAAACUGAUCCAGAAAAUUACUAUAGAGAAAAACUGAUGUUGUUUAUGCCUUGGAGAAAUGAAUCCAUCGAUCUUAUUUCAGGAACGAACACAUUUGAGAUGUCAUUUCAUCUGAAGAAGUCAUUUCUUACACACAAGGUCAAGGAAUAUGAAUUCAAUGCUGAACAGCUUGAUGCAGCUUUGCAAAUGGCAAUUGAGGAUUUUUCAGAAGCUUUUGAUGAAUUGGCACCAAAUGCUCAACAAAGAGAAGCAGAAGAUGAGAAUGAGGGAUCUCUUGAAUCUGAAAACUUUAUUCAGUUUAAUCCUGAGAGGCCUAUUGAACAGAGACAGUAUGAUAUAGGAGCUGAUAUUGGCAUUCCAUCUACAAGACAAAUAACAGAAGAAAGUUCUGUAAGAUUACCAGACAGUGAAUACUUGAAACUUUUAGAAAGUCUAAAUGUAAAGCAGCGGGAAUUUUUCAAUCAUGUCUUGCAGUGGGUCAAAACAAAGACAUAA